GUGGCAGCCUGUCGGGGCACCUGGCGUGUGUGGCGGCGGUGAGCUGGCCGGAGGAGGAGGCGCUGCUCAGCGGGGGCUGGGACCACUCGGUCCGGCGCUGGGACGUCUCCAGCGGCCUGCCCACCGCCUCCUACCACGGCUCCAAGGCGGUCCUCUCCCUGGCGGCGCACCCCGCCUCGCCGCACCUCGUCGCGUUCGGCUGCUCCGACAGGGCACUGCGGCUCUGGGACACCCGCGGCCGCAACACCGCAAUGGUGACCAGCAACCAGUCGGCAGAGGAGGGCGGGGCGGAUGCGCUGGCUGUGACGACCCAUGGGUCACACGGCAACUGGGUCACCUGCGUGGCCUGGUGCCCGGGUAACGCGCACCAGCUGGCGACUGCGAGCCACGACGGGUGCGUGAAGCUGUGGGACGUGCGCACGCAGGUGCCGCUGGGGAGUCUGAAGGGGCACACGGAC
Astrephomene gubernaculifera is the source of this 458-nucleotide messenger RNA. The record is from the annotation of a GenBank genome assembly. NCBI's taxonomy places the organism in Eukaryota, Viridiplantae, Chlorophyta, Chlorophyceae, Chlamydomonadales, Astrephomenaceae.